Mugil cephalus (flathead mullet) is the source of this 549-nucleotide messenger RNA. RefSeq names its product E3 ubiquitin-protein ligase DTX3L-like. The coding region runs from base 88 to 549 and encodes 153 amino acids. NCBI's taxonomy places the organism in Eukaryota, Metazoa, Chordata, Actinopteri, Mugiliformes, Mugilidae. The record is from RefSeq and is a predicted model, not a curated record. The transcript has 4 exons.
GCUCCGAUCUGUCGCCUGCAGUCACAAUCAGACUUUCAGUAUUAGUGCAGCAAUUAAAGGAACCGUACCGCAUGAUUGGUUCGGAGGAUGAUGGCUGAUACUUACCAGUACCCAGUUUUCUUUGAAUUUGACAACCUCAUUGAAGCGCAGAGGAAGAAAAUAGAAAGAUAUUUUCGUGUUCGACGCAAAUCGGGUGGAGGAGAGUGCGGACCACUGACCAGAGUGAAUGACAACGUCUACAGUAUAGCUUUCAAGUGUCAGGAAGAUCAGCAGGCAGUUCUUAAGAGGUCAGAGCACGAUGUGGAGCUUGAAGACGGUCCUGUGGUGUUGACUGUCCGAGCCAGCCUCGAACCCCGCACCGCCACAGCUCCAGCUCAGAGCCCACAGGAUGUCCCUGCCUCAACUCCCCCACCAAGUGGUGAAGAAGAAGAACUACACCUCGGUGACAACGUGAAGGAUGAUCCCAAACAUGAUGAAGAGCUUGCUGCUAUGGCCUGCUCUUCUCUGUUAUAUGCAGAGGAGGUUAGAACCAAAGACUUGGAUGAGUGA